This is a messenger RNA of Salmo salar (Atlantic salmon), 5737 nucleotides long. The record is from RefSeq and is a predicted model, not a curated record. Lineage: Eukaryota; Metazoa; Chordata; Actinopteri; Salmoniformes; Salmonidae.
AACAGGGCCAGUUGUCAUAACUUCCAAUCCCACAACAUCAACCACAAUUACAAAGGCACCCAUUACAACUACAGAGGUAACUACACCUACCACAGGUGGAACUACAACAGUUGAAGAAACCACAACUGAGACAAUUCCAUCUACAUCCACAAAGCCACCUAAAGAAGUCACCUCCGGCCCAACAACCACUUCCACCACUGUAAAUGUUGAAACCUCAACAUCACAGCCCACAGCAACAGGUGAAGAAACAUCAGGGCCAAUAGUCAUAACAUCCAAUCCCACUACUUUAACAACAACUACAAUUGCACCAACAACAACGACACCUACCACAGGUGGAACUACAACAGUUGAAGAAACCACAACUGAGACAAUUCCAUCUACAUCCACAAAGCCACCUAAAGAAGUCACCUCCGGCCCAACAACCACUUCCACCACUGUAAUUGUUGAAACGUCUACAUCAACAUCACAGCCCACAGCAACAGGUGAAGAAACCACAGGGCCAGUUGUCAUAACUUCCAAUCCAGCAACAUCAACCACAAUUACAAAUGCACCCAUUACAACUACAGAGGUAACUACACCUACCACAAGUGGAACUACAACAGUUGAAGAAACCACAAUUGAGACAAUUCCAUCUACAUCCACAAAGCCACCUAAAGAAGUCACCACCGGCCCAACAACCACUUCCACCACUGUAAUUGUUGAAACCUCUACAUCAACAUCACAGCCCACAGCAACAGGUGAAGAAACAACAGGGCCAGUAUUCAUAACAUCCAAUCCCACUACUUUUACAACAACUACUGAGGUAACUACACCCACCACAGGUGGAACUACAAGAACUGAAGAAACCACAACUGAGACAAGUCCAUCUACAUCCACAAAGCCACCUAAAGAAGUCACCUCCGGCCCAACAACCACUUCCACCACUGUAAAUGUUGAAACCUCAACAUCACAGCCCACAGCAACAGGUGAAGAAACAACAGGGCCAGUUGUCAUAACUUCCAAUCCCACAACAUUAACCACAAUUACAAAGGCACCCAUUACAACUACAGAGGUAAUUACACCAACCACAGGUGGAACUACAAAUGUUGAAGAAACCACAAUAGAGACAAGUCCAUCUACAUCCACAAUGGCACCUAAAGUUGUCACCACUGGCCCAACAACCACUUCCACCACUGUAAUUGUUGAAACCUCUACCUCAACAUCACAGCCCACAACAACAGGUGAAGAAACAACAGGGCCAGUUGGCAUUACUUCCAGUCCCACAACUUCAACCACAACAACUGCAGAAGUAAUUACACCAACCACAGGUGGAACUACAAAAGUUGAAGAAACCACAACUGAGACUAUUACAUCUACAUCCACAAUGCCACCUAAAGAAGUCACCACUGGCCCAACAACCACUUCCACCACUGUAAUUGUUGAAACCUCUACCUCAACAUCACAGCCCACAACAACAGGUGAAGAAACAACAGAGCCAGUUGGCAUUACUUCCAAUCCCACGACUUCAACCACAACAACUGCAGAAGUAAUUACACCAACCACAGGUGGAACUACAAAAGUUGAAGAAACCACAAGAGAGACUAUUACAUCUACAUCCACAAUGCCACCUAAAGAAGUCACCACUGGCCCAACAACCACUUCCACCACUGUAAUUGUUGAAACCUCUACCUCAACAUCACAGCCCACAACAACAGGUGAAGAAACAACAGAGCCAGUUGGCAUUACUUCCAAUCCCACGACUUCAUCCACAACAACUGCGGAGGUAAUUUCACCAACCACAGGUGGAACUACAAAUGUUGAAGAAACCACAAUAGAGACAAGUCCAUCUACAUCCACAAUGGCACCUAAAGUUGUCACCACUGGCCCAACAACCACUUCUACCACUGUAAUUGUUGAAACCUCUACCUCAACAUCACAGCCAACAACAACAGGUGAAGAAACAACAGAACCAGUUGGCAUUACUUCCCAUCCCACAACUUCAACCACAACAACUGCAGAAGUAAUUACACCAACCACAGGUGGAACUACAAAAGGUGAAGAAACCACAACUGAGACUAUUACAUCUACAUCCACAACGCCACCUAAAGAAGUCACCACUGGCCCAACAACCACUUCCACCACUGUAAUUGUUGAAACCUCUACAUCAACAUCACAGCCCACAGCAACAGGUGAAGAAACAUCAGGGCCAAUAGUCAUAACAUCCAAUCCCACUACUUUAACAACAACUACAAUUGCACCUACAACAAUGACACCUACCACAGGUGGAACUACAACAGUUGAAGAAAACACAACUGAGACAAUUCCAUCUACAUCCACAAAGCCACCUAAAGAAGUCACCUCCGGCCCAACAACCACUUCCACCACUGUAAUUGUUGAAACCUCAACAUCACAGCCCACAGCAACAGGUGAAGAAACAACAGGGCCAGUUGUCAUAACUUCCAAUCCCACAACAUUAACCACAAUUACAAAGGCACCCAUUACAACUCCAGAGGUAACUACACCUACCACAGGUGGAACUACAACAGUUGAAGAAACCACAACUGAGACAAUUCCAUCUACAUCCACAAAGCCACCUAAAGAAGUCCCCACCGGCCCAACAACCACUUCCACCACUGUAAUUGUUGAAACCUCUACAUCAACAUCACAGCCCACAGCAACAGGUGAAGAAACAUCAGGGCCAAUAGUCAUAACAUCCAAUCCCACUACUUUAACAACAACUACAAUUGCACCUACAACAACGACACCUACCACAGGUGGAACUACAACAGUUGAAGAAACCACAACUGAGACAAUUCCAUCUACAUCCACAAAGCCACCUAAAGAAGUCACCACCGGCCCAACAACCACUUCCACCACUGUAAUUGUUGAAACCUCUACAUCAACAUCACAGCCCACAGCAACAGGUGAAGAAACAUCAGGGCCAAUAGUCAUAACAUCCAAUCCCACUACUUUAACAACAACUACAAUUGCACCAACAACAACGACACCUACCACAGGUGGAACUACAACAGUUGAAGAAACCACAACUGAGACAAUUCCAUCUACAUCCACAAAGCUACCUAAAGAAGUCCCCACCGGCCCAACAACCACUUCCACCACUGUAAUUGUUGAAACCUCAACAUCAACAUCACAGCCCACAGCAACAGCUGAAGAAACCACAGGGCCAGUUGUCAUAACUUCCAAUCCAGCAACAUCAACCACAAUUACAAAGGCACCCAUUACAACUACAGAGGUAACUACACCUACCACAAGUGGAACUACAACAGUUGAAGAAACCACAAUUGAGACAAUUCCAUCUACGUCCACAAAGCCACCUAAAGAAGUCACCUCCGGCCCAACAACCACUUCCACCACUGUAAAUGUUGAAACCUCAACAUCACAGCCCACAGCAACAGGUGAAGAAACAUCAGGACCAAUAGUCAUAACAUCCAAUCCCACUACUUUAACAACAACUACAAUUGCACCAACAACAACGACACCUACCACAGGUGGAACUACAACAGUUGAAGAAACCACAACUGAGACAAUUCCAUCUACAUCCACAAAGCCACCUAAAGAAGUCACCACCGGCCCAACAACCACUUCCACCACUGUAAUUGUUGAAACCUCUACAUCAACAUCACAGCCCACAGCAACAGGUGAAGAAACAUCAGGGCCAAUAGUCAUAACAUCCAAUCCCACUACUUUAACAACAACUACAAUUGAACCAACAACAACGACACCUACCACAGGUGGAACUACAACAGUUGAAGAAACCACAACUGAGACAAUUCCAUCUACAUCCACAAAGCUACCUAAAGAAGUCCCCACCGGCCCAACAACCACUUCCACCACUGUAAUUGUUGAAACCUCUACAUCAACAUCACAGCCCACAGCAACAGGUGAAGAAACAUCAGGACCAAUAGUCAUAACAUCCAAUCCCACUACUUUAACAACAACUACAAUUGCACCUACAACAACGACACCUACCACAGGUGGAACUACAACAGUUGAAGAAACCACAACUGAGACAAUUCCAUCUACAUCCACAAAGCCACCUAAAGAAGUCCCCACCGGCCCAACAACCACUUCCACCACUGUAAUUGUUGAAACCUCAACAUCAACAUCACAGCCCACAGCAACAGCUGAAGAAACCACAGGGCCAGUAGUCAUAACAUCCAAUCCAGCAACUUCAACAACAAUUACAAAGGCACCCAUUACAACUACAGAGGUAACUACACCUACCACAAGUGGAACUACAACAGUUGAAGAAACCACAAUUGAGACAAUUCCAUCUACGUCCACAAAGCCACCUAAAGAAGUCACCUCCGGCCCAACAACCACUUCCACCACUGUAAAUGUUGAAACCUCAACAUCAACAUCACAGCCCACAGCAACAGGUGAAGAAACAACAGGGCCAGUAUUCAUAACAUCCAAUCCCACUACUUUUACAACAACUACAGAGGUAACUACACCCACCACAGGUGGAACUACAAGAACUGAAGAAACCACAACUGAGACAAGUUCAUCUACAUCCACAAAGCCACCUAAAGAAGUCACCUCCGGCCCAACAACCACUUCCACCACUGUAAUUGUUGAAACCUCAACAUCACAGCCCACAGCAACAGGUGAAGAAACAACAGGGCCAGUUGUCAUAACUUCCAAUCCCACAACAUUAACCACAAUUACAAAGGCACCCAUUACAACUACAGAGGUAACUACACCUACCACAGGUGGAACUACAACAGUUGAAGAAACCACAACUGAGACAAUUCCAUCUACAUCCACAAAGCCACCUAAAGAAGUCCCCACCGGCCCAACAACCACUUCCACCACUGUAAUUGUUGAAACCUCAACAUCACAGCCCACAGCAACUGGUGAAGAAACAUCAGGGCCAAUAGUCAUAAUAUCCAAUCCCACUACUUUAACAACAACUACAAUUGCACCUACAACAACGACACCUACCACAGGUGGAACUACAACAGUUGAAGAAACCACAACUGAGACAAUUCCAUCUACAUCCACAAAGCCACCGAAAGAAGUCACCAGCGGCCCAACAACCACUUCCACCACUGUGAUUGUUGAAACGUCUACAUCAACAUCACAGCCCACAGCAACAGCUGAAGAAACCACAGGGCCAGUUGUCAUAACAUCCAAUCCACAACAUCAACCACAAUUACAAAGGCACCCAUUACAACUACAGGGUAACGACACCUACCACAGGUGGAACUACAACAGUUGAAGAAAACACAAUUGAGACAAUUCCAUCUACGUCCACAAAGCCACCUAAAGAAGUCACCUCCGGCCCAACAACCACUUCCACCACUGUAAAUGUUGAAACCUCAACAUCACAGCCAACAGCAACAGGUGAAGAAACAACAGGGCCAGUAUUCAUAACAUCCAAUCCCACUACUUUUACAACAACUACAGAGGUAACUACACCCACCACAGGUGGAACUACAAGAACUGAAGAAACCACAACUGAGACAAGUUCAUCUACAUCCACAAAGCCACCUAAAGAAGUCACCUCCGGCCCAACAACCACUUCCACCACUGUAAUUGUUGAAACCUCAACAUCACAGCCCACAGCAACAGGUGAAGAAACAACAGGGCCAGUUGUCAUAACUUCCAAUCCCACAACAUUAACCACAAUUACAAAGGCACCCAUUACAACUCCAGAGGUAACUACACCUACCACAGGUGGAACUACAACAGUUGAAGAAACCACAACUGAGACAAGUUCAUCUACAUCCACAAA